AGCCCCAGAGUUUUCUUGCGCCCUUUUCUGUUCCUGAGACGAGAACACGACCGGUUUUGCGACGCAUUUUCCUGAACGAAGUUUUCCACAAGAUAGAACGGUCAUGUGUAAAUUGUCGUUAGCCACUGCAGCCCUCUGUUUCCUAUUCACACUGGUGUCAUGUAGUUACAGAGAACGAAGAAGCGGCAUUUCUGAUCAAAGACUAGCCGAAAUAGAGACACUGCUUGCCUUGGCGAAGCAAGGGGGAAAUAGGGAUGUGGCCUUUGGUGUCAUCGAUCCACUAACAUUGGGCAAGAGGAAGCGCAGCUACGACAUGGAUCUCUCAAACCAAGUGGAAGAAGAUUUCCCCCUGGACAUCUUGCGAGAGGCCAGGCUUAAGUAUCCCUCCAGCAGGCGAGAGGCCAUCAUGUAUUCGCACCGAUUUCCCGAGAGACUCUUCCGAUUUCGAGCGAACGACCUGGAAAACAGGGAUCUGCAAGGCAACGAAGACGUUUCCAAGUGAAGAAUUGUUUAUUGAAGAUUAAAUUUAUGUACCCUUUGUAAUCACUGUUUUCAUCCUCUCUAAAAUUUUCCAUGAUAACCCAUGUUAAUACAGUCAUCAUAUAUAUUUUUUAAAUACACUUUUGUUAUUUUUAGUAAUCUAGAACUUGUGUGAUAAUUAAGUGUAUGUAGAAAAUAAUGAAUGCUGAUCCUCAUCUAUUCUUAAUUUACAUUUGCUUCGUGUUUUGAAUUAGAAUAAAAUUAUAU
Molecule: messenger RNA, 747 nt
Organism: Argiope bruennichi
Lineage: Eukaryota; Metazoa; Arthropoda; Arachnida; Araneae; Araneidae
Exons: 4
Coding region: 104-502 (132 amino acids)
Source: RefSeq, a predicted model, not a curated record